This is a messenger RNA of Bombus impatiens (common eastern bumble bee), 1533 nucleotides long. RefSeq names its product uracil phosphoribosyltransferase homolog (gene kri). The coding region runs from base 88 to 813 and encodes 241 amino acids. The transcript has 7 exons. The record is from RefSeq and is a predicted model, not a curated record. NCBI's taxonomy places the organism in Eukaryota, Metazoa, Arthropoda, Insecta, Hymenoptera, Apidae.
CAUAAUAUAAUAGUAUCUAGUGCUACGCAUAGUACUUACUAUAGUACCUGAUAGUACGAAGUUAGUACAUGCAUACAAGAAAUCAGCAUGGGUAGCACGGAGGUAACACCGAUCCCAAAGAAAUUAAACGAAAGCAACGAUAUCGGUGAUGUUUACGGGCCGAACUUAAAAAUCCUUCCAUGCAAUAAUCAAGUGAAGGAACUGCAGACUAUAUUGCGAGACAAAAACACCACGAGGAGCGAUUUCAAGUUCUACGCCGACCGUCUGAUAAGACUAGUGAUAGAAGAAAGUUUAAAUCAAUUACCUUUUUCGAAAUGUGUGGUAACUACACCAACUGGUGCCAAAUACAAUGGUUUGAAGUAUCAGAAAGGAAAUUGUGGAGUGUCUAUAGUAAGAAGCGGAGAAGCCAUGGAACAGGGUUUAAGAGACUGCUGUCGUAGUAUAAGAAUUGGAAAAAUAUUAGUUGAAAGUGAUGCAGACACCCACGAAGCCAAAGUAGUUUAUGCAAAGUUUCCAGAUGAUAUAUCUGAAAGGAAAGUCUUACUUAUGUAUCCAAUAAUGAGUACUGGGAAUACUGUGAUAAAAGCAAUUGCUGUCCUAAAAGAACAUAAUGUAAUUGAAGAAAAUAUCAUUUUAUCAAAUUUAUUUUGUACACCAAUUGCAGCUAAGUCUCUAGUCACUGCCUUCCCUCAGAUGAAAAUUUUAACAUCAGAGAUUCAUAGCAUUGCUCCAAAUCAUUUUGGACAAAAAUACUUUGGAUGUUCUCGUUUCGUCGUAGGGGAGACUACAAACAUACAAGGGAAAGAUAUUUGAAGAAUUUGUGUUACGAAUAUACACAUACGUUAUGCAGAUGUUAGAGUUUAAUUUCAUUUUUUAACAAAUUUCAAUUGAAAAUAAUUACCAAAAUGUUAAGGAAUAUAUUUUUUUAAUGUAAUUAUGCCAUACGUUUAAAAUAUUUCUGUAGUCAGUUUAUUACAUAAAAAUAGCUAAUUUAUCUAUUAAACUUGACAAACUUGCUUUCUACAUACUCGAUGUUUUAUUUUCGUAUUUAUUAACGUUAAUGCUAGUCUUUUAUUCAUUGUUAAUAUGGAAAACAAAUAUUUAUUUUUAAAAAUUAAUGCUACGAAGAAUACAUAAAUAUAUAUAAAAUUGUUAAUACGAUAGUUAGAUCGAUUUUUGAACAUCAAAUUGACGUGUAACAUUACAAAGUAUAUUAAAUUGCUUUUUAUUAAAAAGAGAAAUAUCAGGUUUUAUAAAGUUAAAGUAGUUUACUUACCAAAAAACAUUCCUAGAAUGUAUAAAUUCAAUUAAUGGCCAGCUAAUGUUGAUUAGUGACAGGUACAUAGGAUAGAUUCGUAUGAUACAUUUUCAUAGAUGACAAAGUUGUAUAUGUGGAAUUAUUAGACAAAUUUUUAAACUUCUCUAUUAUGGUAUUUAUUAGUAAAUUUUCAUAUGUAUGUAACAAUGAUUGGCAUGACUUAUAUAUAUCAUGUAUAAUGAACAUUGUUCUUGUAAAUAUAUAUUUUCAAUACA